AUGGCGGCUUUUCAUGGCGUGCCAGCUUCCAUUUUGCCUUCCACCGUCUUGCUUCACUCGCUCAGCUGGGACGGGACGGCAUUUAUCCACUUUCAAGAUAACGAUUACGAGAGCCUCUACUCGGCCAUACAGAGUGCUCUUCUCUGCUAA
Pseudocercospora fijiensis CIRAD86 is the source of this 150-nucleotide messenger RNA. RefSeq lists its product as uncharacterized. The record is from RefSeq and is a predicted model, not a curated record. Bases 1 to 150 code for a protein of 49 amino acids. The transcript is spliced from 3 exons. Lineage: Eukaryota; Fungi; Ascomycota; Dothideomycetes; Mycosphaerellales; Mycosphaerellaceae.